Messenger RNA from Egretta garzetta (little egret), 12962 nucleotides. RefSeq names its product SON DNA and RNA binding protein (gene SON). The transcript has 11 exons. Lineage: Eukaryota; Metazoa; Chordata; Aves; Pelecaniformes; Ardeidae. The record is from RefSeq and is a predicted model, not a curated record. Gene Ontology annotation, molecular function: RNA binding. Bases 16 to 11862 code for a protein of 3948 amino acids. Gene Ontology annotation, biological process: regulation of cell cycle; regulation of mRNA splicing, via spliceosome.
AAAAUUACUUGUAUUAUGUUGAUAUUUUUUUUGGUUAGUGGAAAGGUAGAAGGCCAGCCCAAUGGUGACACAAUCCCAGCUGAGCAAGCCAACCCUUCAGAUGACACUGUUGCUGGUGCUGGGACUCGUCAGAGUGAUCAGAUAGUGCAGAAAAUAGAGGAAGUGCUCUCUGGAGCCCUUGAUACAGAGCUGCAGUGCAAAUCAGAUGUAGACAAAAAUACUGUGAAAAAUAGUACUCAGUCUACGAAAAGAAGCUCUACUGCUGAAGAUGAAAUUCCUAGGAAAAAAUCAAAGAAGAACAAGAAACACAAAAGCAAGAAGAAGAAGAAAAAGAAGAAGAAAAGGAAGAAAGAGAAGAAGCAUAAAAAGCAGCCAAAGGAGUCAAAGUUGAGUACACGUCAUGGAGAACAUGCAGACUUGCAGCCUGCUUCUCACUUGAUGCCAGAGAAAUCAAGCUCCAAAUUGAGCGUACAGCAUGGAGGAUUUGGAGAUGCAAAUCUGGCUGUCCAUGUGCAGCCAGAAGAACUGUGCUUAAAAACAAGUGAGGAGCUUGAUAGACAAGCUUUAGGACUUGUUUCUCAUUCAAGAAUUGAUUCUCAGCAAUCUGUGGAAAAUCUUGGAAGUGAGAAGGGGACUUUGUGUGCAACAAACCCUCCAUUUAAUUUAGCAGGCAGCCAAUCUGAUAUCCAUGAAAAUGCUAGUAUAACUCAAACUGAAAUUUGCACUAGAGAAGAACAAAUUGAACAGUCUCACGAAAGUAUUUAUCCUGUAGCUAUUAAUGCGAGUGAAAAGGGUGUUCUUGUUGAUACUGGAAAUGAUACUUUGUUUAGCAUCCCAUCUGGAAUUGCCAGUAAAUCUGAAAUUCAAAAAGAUGCAGCAGCAACUCUAGCUUCAGAAGUAACAGAAGUUAUUCUGAAAUCUAAAGGCACUGGGGAAGUAAAAGCUUUAGAUACAGCUCUUGAGUCUGAGACCAUGGAGGUGUUGAAAUACUCAGAAGCAUCUCUACAGCCUGUUGCGCAAGGGGGAGCAAAAGAGUUAGAUGCAACUUCAGCAUCUGUGUCUUUGGCAAGUGAUGUGACAACAAUUCCUACAUCUGCAAAUCAGGCGGAUCUGAAUACUGUGAAGGUAGCUCACGUGUCUGUGGCCAUGGAAGAAGUGAAAAUUCCAGAAGCAACUGAAAAAUAUUUGCAUAUGGGACACGUGAAAAAUGUGGAAACACCUUUGGAAUUAGGGGGCGUGAGCAGAACUUUGGAGCCAGCCCUGGAGCCCUCAGUUAUAUCUGAUAAUUUGAGUGUGAUGCAGUGCAGCCCCGCAGAGGGUUCAGGUGUCUUGGAGGCAGAUGUAUCAUUGCAACGUCCUUUUGAAAUACCUACAGUGACUGGUGUGACCCAGGUGGAAUUAAUAAGUGCCAAAAUACCCCUGGGACCAGGAGCUGUUACAAAAGUGAAGGAUACUGAACCAGCUAGGAGCUCUGUACAUACAGAAAAUGUGAAAGCUUUGGAAGAAGCUCUGCAGCCAAUUGCUGUAGUAAAGCCCAAAGCUUUGGAAACAAUCAUGGAACCUGUGGGUUUUAUAGCAAAAGAUGUCAAAACAGCUCGAGAAUGUCUGCAAGUUGAAGUAGUCAAAGAUACAGAAGGUACCACUAAUCCUGCAACCGUGCUGAACGCAUCAGGAGUGUUCCUACAACCUAAAGUCUUGACAGAAACAAGAAGUGUGGCUAGAACCCAGGAAUCUGCACUUCCAGCAGAAUUGACAGAUGUGAGUGUGGUUGCAGAGGCAAAAGGUUUAAGAGCAACUUCAGAACCCGUAGCGGCAAAAGAUUCAGAAGGUACUUCAUUACUGAGACAACCAGAGGAGCUGAGUGAAUCAAAUGUGAGAAGUUUGGAAGCAACUCCCCUGUCUUUGCAGAAAGAAGAUGUGAAAGGUCAAGGAGGAGUCCUAAGACCAAUGACUGUGGUGGAAGCAAAAACUUUGAAAACGGCUUCUCUGUCUUUACAAAUGGAAGGUGUGAAAGCUUCAGAAGAAGCUGUGCAUUGUGGGACUGUGGCCAGAGGUUUAGCAGCAACACUGGAUUCAACAGUGGUGUCAAAAGGUUCGGAAAUAACUCUAGGUAGCAUGGCAGGAGUAGAAGCAGGCUCAGAUGCUGGUCUCCUAGCUAUGGAAGUUGGAUCUGUGAGACCAGUGAAAAGUUUGGAAACAACUGUAAGACCUGUAGCAGAUACAGAAAGGAGUGAUUCAGAAGCAGACCGUGACAGAGCUGAGACAGAGAUGAAGAUUUCAUCAUCACACCUGCACAUGAGAAGUGUGAAAGAUUUAGGAGAUCCAGCAUAUGUAGGUAUGGCAAAGAUACAAGCUUUGGAAGCAGUCUCGCAGCCUGGAACCCUUGCAGUGGCAAGGGGCUUAGGAGAAACUGUGUGUUUUGAAGCCAAAAUGGGUAGCAAAGCCUUGGAAGCGAGUCCAGGACUUCCUGCCUUAGAAGAAAGGUCAGAAAGGACUCCUGAAUCUGUGGUUCCAUGUGUAAGCAUGGAACCAUCUAGAGAGGCUGAGGCAUUAUCAGGAAUGACACAUGUGAAAACCACAGCAGAGAGAGAACUAAAACAUGCAGAAACAGUUAGUGCAAGCAAAAUGGAGAGUUCCAUCGUUUCACAGUCUCAGGUCAUGACACAUGUGAGAACCUCACAAAUUGAGGUGCUAGGGGAGGUAAAGCAUUCUGAACUAGCUACCAGUUGUGCCAGUGUAGAAGUGAGAGAUUUAGGCAACUUGUCAGAAGUUGAGGCAGUUUCAGAGGUAAAAGAUGUGGAAGCAAGGUCAAAAACUUCACCCUUAACACAGAUGAAAAAUUUGGAAAUGGUUGUGGGAUGUGAAACAAGGACACUAAUGCAACACUCAGGAAGGACAUUGGCAUCUGAGAUGGUUAGAGAAAUGAGGCAUUCUGAAGUUGCUCCAGAAGAUCCAGACAAAGCAAAGGCAAGGAGCAAAGAAGCAAUACUAGAACCUGUGCAAGCAGUGACGGUGCAAACUUUAGAAACAAGUUCAAAGUCUGUACGGGAACAAAUAGUAGGUCAUUCAGAAGCAGUAUUAGAGUCUUUGCCCAGAGCGGAAGAAAAAACUGUGGCAUCAGAAAUAGUGACAGAAGUGAGAAACUUGAAAGGAACUUCAGAAUCUAAAAUUACAACAGAUGUGAGAACUCAGGGACCUACUGUAGAAUACAUAAUUGCAACAAGGAGGACAACCACGAGAAAAAACGAGCCCUCGCUUAUCAAUGUAAAAGACUUGGAAGAAGCUUCAGAAACUGAUAAAGCAAUGAAAGGAAAAUAUUUGGAGCCAGCAUCAGAAGCUAGAGAAGCGACGUUGCUGGAAAGCAUGAAAGAGUCUGCAACAGUAGAGGUGAAAGGUUCUGAAACAGUCGAAGAGCCUGAGGUGCACAUGGAUGUCCAAGGCUUGGGAACUUCCCAGAACUCUGGAAAUGUGGGGGCAAUGAAUGUUUUAGAGGAUGCUUCAGAAGCUGUUCCAGAUUCUUUGCACACUGAAAAGCAAGAAUAUCUGCAAGCAGUUCUAGAAGCAAAACCUGCUGCAGAAUGGAAGAGUACAGAAGAGGCUCCAGAAAUGUUGAGCGCUGCUGAAAUGAAGUCUGAAGCAGUUCCAAAACCAGGGGACAUGAAAGAUCUGGAAACAACACUGGAACAUGAAGUGGCAGCAGAAGUACAAUAUGCAGAAGGGGUGCAGGGUCAACAAAUAGAAGAUGUCAGAGUUCCAAGUCAAGCUCAGGAAUGCGAGAUACUGGUUGAGAAGAAAGAUGCAGAGCAAAUUCAAGCAUCUGAACCUUUAGUACCGGGAACAGUUUUUAGUUCUUCACAUGCAGCAGAUGAAAAAGAUGCAGCAGGGACUCCUGAAUCUGAAAUAAUUGGAGACACAAACCAGUUGGAAGCGGCUCCAGCUCAUGUGGCAGAAGCAAAAGAUUUGGAAACAGCUUCUGUUCCUGAGAUCGUUGUAGAGCUGAAAGAUGCAGAAGCAGCUGUGGGGCUGGAGCCAGAGGCAAAAGAUUUGGAAGCAGCUCCAGUACCUGAGACUGUUACAGAAGGUGUGGCAGAGGCAAGCCAGUCAGAAGUCGUUCCAGAGGCUGAGGCUGUCAGAGAAGCAACUCCAGAACGGGAGUCAGAGAAAAGAGAUUCAGAAACAUCCGAUGUGCAACCUGAUGUGGCAGCACGAAUGAGGGAGACUCUGAUGAGACUCGAGAAAGUUGUUGAAAAAAGUAGCCAUAGGAGCAGUGAUAAAAAACACGAUGCAAAGAAACAAAAAAGGAGUCGCUCCAAGUCUCAGUCCAGGUCGAGGAAGCGGAAGAAAAAAUCAAGGUCUCGUUCUACUUCCAGGCGUUUGACCUCUAAAAGAGCACGUUCUAGGAGCAGAAACUAUUCGGUUUCCAGAAAAAAGCAUUCCAAAUCUAGAUCCCGAUCUGUGGAGAAGAGAGAGAGAAGAGUGUCUUCCCGGAGGUCCAGACGCAGACGCUCCAGAUCGUCUGACCGUUACAGGUCUAAGUCCAGAUCAGCAGAAAAGAGAGGGAGCAGAUUGUCCUCUGGGAGGUCCAGACGUAGACGUUCCAGGUCAUCUGACCACUACAGGUCUAAAUCCAGAUCAGUGGAAAAGCGACUGUCCUCCCGAAGGUCCAGACGUAGACGUUCCAGGUCUUCUGACCGCUACAGGUCUAAGUCCAGGUCAGUGGAAAAGCGACUGUCCUCUCGAAGGUCCGGGCGCAGACGUUCCAGGUCUUCUGACCGCUACAGGUCUAAGUCCAGGUCAGUGGAAAAGCGACUGUCCUCUCGAAGGUCUGGGCGCAGACGUUCCAGGUCAUCUGACCGCUACAGGUCUAAAUCACGGUCAGUGGAAAAGAGGGGGAGCAGGUUGUCUUCCUGGAGAUCCCGCCGCAGACGUUCCAGGUCCUCUGACCGUUCUAAAUCUAGAUCCAGGUCUUCAGAAAAGAGAGGGGGUAAAGAAUACUCAUGGAGGUUCAGACACAGGGGGUCUGGUUCUUCUGAUCGUUCGAAAUCGAGGUCAAGAUCUGUUGAGAAGAGAGGUCGGAAGGCAUCUCUGCGGAGGUCUAAACGUCAGCGCUCAAAGUCCUCUGACUGUUACAAGUCUAGAUCCAGAUCAGUAGAAAAAAGAGAUCGAAAGCAAUCAUCGCGGAAGUCUAAACGUCAGCGCUCAAAGUCCUCUGACCGUUACAAGUCUAGAUCCAAGUCAGUGGAAAAAAAGAAGGAGUCCUCACGAAAAUCUAAGCGUCGUCGCUCAAAAUCUUCUGAACAUUACAAGUCUAGGUCUAGGUCUGUUGAAAAAAAGCGCAAGGAAUCUUCUAAAAAAUCCAAACGGAAACGUUCCAAGUCCUCUGAUAGUGUUAAGUCAAGGUCCAAAUCUGUAGAAAAAAGAGAGAGUAAGUUAUCCUCAGUACAGAGUAGUAGCAAGCAUGUGGAGUCUUCUGAACUUCAGGAGUCAACCAAAUGUCUUGAAAAAGUAGGAGUUUCUGAACCUUCUUUCGCAAGUGAAGGCAGCUCCUCCAAAUCCUCUAAUGGUCCCAUGUCAGUAGCUUUGUCUGUUGAAAGAAUAAAUGGCCCAGAGCUGCUGCCAGCAUCUGAAAGUGGAUUUUCCAAAACUUCUGAGAGUCCUGAGAAAAGCUCCUCAUCUCUUGAAAAAACAGCAGAUCUGCAGCCUUCUGUGCUGUCUGAAGUUGAUAGCUCCAAAAUCCCAGAUGACCAGGAGUUGAGAUCCAUGUCUGUGGAAAAAACACAGGCUUCAGAGCUUUCUGUGACACCUGAAAAUGAAUCAGCUGAAAAAGCAGUGGCCAUGGAGUCUUCAUCACUACAUGAACUUACAUACUCCACAUCCAAGUCAAGAUCCUCAUCUGUUGAAAAAAUGGGAGAUCCAGAAACUUCUUCAGUAACAGAAUUUCAUCUCUCUGCAUCCCAUGAUGAGCCAAGAUCUACCUCUCUCAAAGAAAUAGAGGGUCCAGAGCCUCUUCUGACACUUGAAAGUGGAUGCUCUAUAUCUUCGGAUAAUUACAGGACAAUCUCCUCAUCCUCUGAAAAAACAGAGGAUCAGGGGUUUUCUCUGAUGUCUGAAAGUGUGCUCUCUGACUUGUCUGGUGGUCAUGAAUUGAGACAUACCCCUGUUGAAAAAACAGAGCUUCAGAAUUUUUUGCAAGUACCUCAAAGUGAAUCUUCCAAGUUGGCUGACAGCCUUGAGACAAGGUCGCUAUCUUCUGAAACAGCAGAGGCUCAGGAAUCUUUCCUAGCACCUGAAGUUACAUGCUCUGCAUUCCCUGAUGUCUGUAAGUCAGCCUCCUUGCCUGUUGAAAAGGGCCAGAUGCAGGAGCCUGAUGGACAUGAAUCAGGAUCCAGCUUUGCUGCACAAAUAGGGGAGCUUCCGUUGAUGUCUGAAGGUGGGUCCUUCAAGUCACCUGAUAGAAAUGAACAAAGAUCUUUAUCUGUUGAAAAAGUCAAGGCCCCAGAUGUUUCCCUGACAUCUGAGUGUGGUCCUGUUGAGAUGUCAGAUGACCUCAUUUCAGCGUCAUCUUUUGAAAAAAUGGGUGAAGUUGUACUGACAACUGUAGGACAAAGCUGCAAAUCUUCUGAAGCUCAUGAGUCCAGAUCAUCUGUUGAUGGAGAUUUAGACGGUCCAACACUUCCACAAGUACUUGAAAUUGACUGCUCUGAAUCUUCUGAAGUGCAUGAGUCGAGGUACCUGGCUGCUGGAAAAAUAGAGGGUACAGGAUCUUACUUGAUGUCUAAAAGUGGAAUUCCUGUGUGCCAUGAUGGCCAUAUAUUGAAACACAAUUAUUUUGAGAAAACAGAAGGUGCAGAACUUUCAUUGGCAUCUGAGCUUAGGUGUUCUGUCUUCCCUGAAGGCUAUGAAUUGACACCCACUGCAGCUGAAAAAAUGGAGCUACAGAAGCCUCUUCUUCCGCUGGAAAGUGGAUUCUCCAAGUCUGCUGAUGUCUGUGAAUCAAUAAGCACACCUACUGAGAAACUACAGGCCCCAGUGACUUCUCUGACAUCUGAAGGUGGGCUUCUCCUGUUGUCUGAUAGUCAUGAAUUGAGACCUAUCCAGGCUGAAAAAGUAGAGGUGCAAAAGUCAUCUGAACUGAAAUGCGUUGUAUCCCCUGAUGACCACAAGUUGAGAUCUACCUAUGAUGAAGAAAUACAGGUGCAGGAGGCACCUCUGAUACUGGAAAGCAGAUGUUCUGUUUCCUCUCAUGGUCAUGAGUUGACAUCCACCCCUUUUGAAAAAGUUGAGGUAGAGGAGCCUUCUCAAAUGUCUGAAAAUGAAUACACAAUAGAGCUUGAUGGCCCGGAGUUGACUUCAACCCCUGCUGAAAAAAGAGACAUGCGGGAACUUUAUCGGGUGUCUGAAGAAAGGUGUUCUGUGUCCAUCGAGAGUCAGGAGUUGCAGUCACCUGCUGUUGAAAAGAUAGUGCAAGAGCCUGCUCUGGUGUCUGAAAAUGAAUAUGCUAUAUCUUGGGAGGGCCAGGAGUUGAGAUCUAGCUCUCCUGAAAAGGUAGAGAUGCAGGAGGCUUCUGUAGUACCUGACAAUGAAUAUGCUGUGUCUUCUGAAGAUCAUGAAUUGCCAUCUUCCCUUGCUGAAAAAACAGACGUACAGGAGUGUUCUCUGCUGUCUGAAAAUGAAUAUGCUGUAUCGCCUGAGGGCCAGAUGACAACCAGCCCUGCUGAAAAAGAGGUGCAGGAGCCUUCUCUGACAUCUGAUAGUGAAUACACCAUCUUUCCUGAAGGCCAAGGAUUACAGUCUAGCCUUGAUGAAAAAACAGUGGUGCAGGAGACUUCACUAAUACCAGGUAGUCAAUAUGCUGCAUCCCCCAAAGGGCAGGAGAUGCUCUCUGCUCUUAGUGAAAAAACAGAGGUGCAGGAGUGUUCUUUGCUGUCUGAAAAUGAGUAUGAGGUAUCCCCUGAAGGCCAUGAUUUGCGAUCCAGUCCUGUUGAAAAAGAAGAAAUGGAGGAACCUUCUGAAACAUCUGAAAGUGAAAGUUCAAUGUCCAGUGAUAGCCAGGAGCUGCAGUCUACUGUUGUUGAAAAAACAGAGGUGCAGGAGUUGUCUUUGUCUGAAGGUGAAUGUGCCAUGUCCCCUGAAGGUCAGGAGCCGCAGUCUAGCCCUGCUGAAAAAGUAGAGGCUAAGGAACCUUCUCUGACAUCUGAAAAUGAACAUGCUUUGUCACCUGAAGAAUAUGAAUCAAGAUUGCCUCAUGCUGAGAAAACUGAGGAUGUGGAUUUUUUGACAUCUGAAAAUGACCAUCGUUUGUCUUUCGAGAGCCAGGAGGUAAGAUUCACCCCUGUUCAAAAAGCAGAUGCGCAGGACCUUUCUCCAGCACCCGAAAAUGAACAUGCAGCAUCCCCUGACGGCCAGGAGUUGAGAUUCCACACUGUUGGAAAAGUAAGUGAUCUCGAACCUUUGACACUAAACGAUAGAUCCUCCAUGUCCCCUGAUGACAGUGACUUGAAAUCUAUCCCUGUUGAAAAAACAGAUGAUGCAACACCUUCUUUAAUGCCUGAAAGUGGGUGCUCCAUGUCCCCUGACGGCUACAGUGUGAAAUCUGGCCCUGCUGAAGAAACAGGGGAUCUAGAGCCCUUUUUGAUAUCCGAACGUAGACAUUCUGUAUCCUCAUAUCAGGAAGGUCAUGAGCUGAAAUCUCCCAUGGAGGAAGAGGGUCUGGAGUCCUCUUUGACUUCUGAACAUAGACGGUCUGUGUCCCCUGAGGGCCAUGACCAGAAAUCCACCAUAGAUGAAGAAAUGGAUGAUCUGGAGCCUUCUUUGACAUCUGAACACAGGCGGUCCACAUCCCCUGACGAGCAUGAGUCAAGAUCUAGCAUUGGUGAAGAAGCGGAGUAUCUGGAGCAGCCUUUGACAACAGAACGUAGAUGCUCAGUGUCUUCUGAUGAGCAUGAGUCAAGAUCUACCACUGGGGAAGAGGCAGAGGAUGCAGAACGCUCCUUGACAGCUGAACGAAGAGAUUCCACAUCCUCUGACGAGCAUGAGUCGAGGUCUACCACUGGUGAAGAUAUAGAAGAUGGGGAGCCCUCUUUGACAGCUGAACGCAGACACUCCACAUCCUCUGAUGACCGUGAGUCAAGGUCUACAACUGGCGAAGAAAUAGAAGAUUUGGAACCUUCUUUGACAGCUGAACAUAGACGCUCCGUGUCUCCUGAUGGACGUGAGUCAAGGUCAACCACUGGUGAAGAAGCAGAGGACCGGGAGCUCUCUUUGACAGCUGAACGUAGACACUCCACAUCCUCAGACGAACAUGAGUCGAGGUCUACCACUGGUGAAGACAUGGAGGAUAUGGAACCCUCCUUGACAGCUGAACGAAGAGAUUCCACAUCAUCGGAUGAGCAUGAGUCAAGGUCCACCACUGGUGAAGAAGGAGAAGAUGUGGAACCCUCCCUGACAACUGAACAUAGACGUUCCACAUCCCCUGAUGGGCGUGAAUCAAGGUCUACCACUGGUGAAGAAGGAGAUGAUGUGGAGCCCUCCUUGACAGCUGAACGAAGAGACUCCACAUCGUCAGAUGAGCGUGAGUCAAGGUCUACCACUGGUGAAGAGGGUGAGGAUGUGGAGCCCUCUCUGGGAGAUGACGAUAAACAGGAUUCCAUGCCUCUUGAGAGGUCGGAGGAACAGGACUCUUCCUUUAUACCCGAAAGUAGGCGUUCUGAGUCUUCUGAACGUGAAAAAUCUAGAUCCAAAUCUGUUGACAAAAUGUCUGACAGAGAGUCUUCGCGGAGAUCUAUAAGCAGACCCUCAAAAUCUCCUACUCUCCAAAAGAGUCGAUCCACAUCUGUUGAAAAAGUGGCAGACAAAGAGUCUUCCCGGAGAUCCAGACGUAGACGUUCCAGGUCUACUGCUCACCAGAAAAGUAGAUCCACAUCUGUUGAAAAAGCAGCAGACAAAGAGUCUUCGCGGAGGUCUAGACGUAGACGCUCCAGGUCCACUGCUCACCAAAGGAGUCGAUCCACAUCUGUUGAAAAAGCAGCAGACAAAGAGUCUUCGCGGAGGUCUAGACGUAGACGCUCCAGGUCCACUGCUCGCCAAAGGAGUCGAUCCAAAUCUGUUGAAAAAACAGCAGACAAAGAAUCUUCACGGAGGUCUAGAAGCAGACGCUCCAGGUCUUCUCAGCGCAGAUCCCAGAGAUACGAUACAGAAUCUCGCUCUAGACGGAAUCGCUCUAGAUCAGUAACACGGAGAAGAGCAUCAAGAUCAAAAUCUAAUCGUCGCUCUCGUUCUAGCUCAUUGUCACGUUCAAGGCACAGACGGAGGAGUAGGUCAAGGUCAGCAUCAAGGAGGCGGCGUUCUUUAUCAAGAGACAGACGUAAGAGAUCUCAGAGAAAUAGAUCAAGAUCUACUGACAGAAGAAGAAGAAGAUCAGAUUCAAGAGAUCGUAGAAUAUCACUCAGAUUACGGAGCAGGAGUCGAACACCUAUUCGUCAAAGGCGAUCAAGAUCAAGAGGAAGACGACGGAGCUCUAGUAGGUCACCAAUUCGACUACGGCGAUCAAGAUCUUCAGGGAGAAGAAGGUACAGCAGAUCACCCGAUCGUCGUCGGUCAAGGUCAUCAGAACGAUUUUCAAGCAGGUCACCUAAACGUCUUACAGACUUGGACAAGGCCCAGCUACUUGAAAUAGCCAAAGCUAAUGCAGCUGCGAUGUGUGCUAAGUCUGGUGUUCCCUUACCACCAAGCCUGAUGCCUUUGUUAUCUCAAAAGAAAGACGACAAAGCCAAUCAGAAGUCAUCAAGAGAUACGCUAAAGGAGCUCACUGAGAAAUGCAAGAAGAUUGCUCAAAGCACAGAUGAUGUGAUAGUGAACAAACCUCAUGUUUCUGAUGAAGAGGAGGAAGAACGUCCUUUCUAUAAUCAUCCUUUUAAACUCAGUGAACCCAAACCUAUUUUUUUCAAUUUAAGUACUCCCAGCAUAAAACCAGCACCACCACCACAACCAAAAAAUCAGGUCAGCCUGUCAAAGGAAUUUCCUGUUUCAUCUGGGUCUCAACAUAGAAAAAAAGAAGCAGAUAGUGUCUAUGGAGAAUGGGUUCCAGUUGAAAAAGGCAAAGAAGACGGCAAGGAUGAUGUUUUCCCCAAACCAUCCAUUGAGGGCGUGGACAUAACUACAGCUAUGAAUGAUCGAGCAGUGGCUCAGAAAAGGCUUAAUGAAAACACAUUUGAUUUAGAGGCCAUGUGCAUGUUAAAUCGUGCACAGGAACAGAUUGACGCCUGGGCUCAAUCAAACUCCAUACCUGGCCAGUUCACAGGAAGUACUGGAGCACAGAUACUGUCCUCGGAUGAGCUGACCAACAGUGGUCCCCAAGCAUGGAUUAGAAAGGAUCAGUUCUUAAGAGCAGCCCCUGUAACUGGAGGAAUGGGAGCUCAACUGAUGAGAAAAAUGGGCUGGAGAGAAGGAGAAGGGCUUGGAAAAAACAAAGAAGGCAGCGUUGAGCCUAUCAUGGUCGAUUUUAAGACAGAUCGGAAAGGGCUUGUUGCUGUGGGAGAGAAGGCACAAAAGAGAUCUGGACAUUAUGUUGUGAUGAAGGAUCUUUCAGGUAAACAUCCAGUUUCUGCGUUGAUGGAGAUCUGUAACAAAAGAAGAUGGUCACCACCUGAAUUUGUGUUGGUGGAUGAUAGUGGGCCUGAUCAUCGCAAACAUUUUAUCUUUAAGGUGAGAGUCAAUGGAAAUGAGUACAGGCCUACUUUUGCCAGCCUUAACAAGAAGCAUGCUAAAGCCACAGCAGCAACUGCGGCUCUCCAAGCGAUGGGACUUGUACCAAAGGAAAGCAUGGUUAAUACCACCAUGUUUAGGAGUGCCUCACACCGCUAGAUAUCGUUUUUUAUAUUGACAUUAUUUCAGAUAAUUUUACUCUGCACAAAAAUGGUAUUUGCCCUUUCAUGUUGUAAAUACAUUGGCAAUUCCCACGUUGUAAAAACUGUACAGACACCUUCAGGUUUUUCUUUUGUACCAUCAAAAUGUAUUUAAAUCAUACUUAGUUUUUGGUAUGUUUAUAUUGUUUACAUUAGUGAUGUAAUUAUUUCUUAAAUGACUAAAUCGGAUGACAGACUCUGGAGGCAUCAGUAAUCUAAACCCUUGUUUUAAAAGUCAUGCAGUUUCCCUCCAAUACGGAAUGUUAACACUUUCAUACUGUUUUGUACUAUGCUGCAGUUUUCCCUGGUCUCGGUAAAGCUACUCUUGCACUUUUGCCGACAGCUGGUAAAAGGUCGUGCGGCUUACCUUAGUCUAGUCGAGGCUGGCGUGUACUGCUGGACAGAUACCGGGCCAGUACUGUGACCCCCGUGAGGCGGCAGGCGGCGGCAGCCCUGUUGUACAGUGUUAACGCUGCGGCUUCGUGCUGCGUUUCGUUUUGGGGGUUUAGCUCCGCGGUGCACUGCAACCGGCCGUACGGCCCAUGCUCCAGGACACGCGCGAUUAGGCAAAAGACUUGCUUGCAGAGGGACGGCAGAAAGUCCAGCAGUGGAACCGAUGAGACUCGCAAUGUAAAGGUGACUCUCCCUGCAUGUUCUGAGAAGGGAGACGGUGGAGUCGUCUUAUUCCAAACAAAUUAACACACUGCCUGAUGUUGAUUGUAUGAAUUUGUGGUUAAUGUGAAUUUUAAACUCUAACAAAUCUACAACUGGAUUCGGGGGGGAGGGAGGGGAUAGAAUGAUGCUUAAAUUGUUGUACCCAACUUGGUCAAUAAAGCAGCACAAGUUCAUAAUCUUAAUCACUGGUCGGUAAACGGUAAUUAAAACGUAUGCCAAGACAACUUUCUGAAGACACGCACAGUAUGAAAGCACGCUUUAUGAAGAUUAUCGACAGCUGUUAGGGUUGCAGAAUCAGUUCUAGUCGGUUUUGGUUGCUUUGUGGACUAUUACCAAAUCAACUCCUUGGGCUUAAAUUUCCUGUAAUGGUACUCUGCCCUCAAG